This is a messenger RNA of Phasianus colchicus (ring-necked pheasant), 2544 nucleotides long. Lineage: Eukaryota; Metazoa; Chordata; Aves; Galliformes; Phasianidae. The record is from RefSeq and is a predicted model, not a curated record.
CCACGUGCCCUGGAACACAGAAAUCCCAAAUCAACGUCCUCGUUGUCUGCUUUACGUUGUAACUACAGACUUGCGUAACGCGAGACGGUCGCCGCAGCCGAAGAAGAUCGCGUUUGAACCCUGGUUUCCAUGGGACGGCAGCAGCGAGGGACGGCCACGCCGACGCACCACCGCCGGCCGCCAGGGGGCGCUGCUCCCCACCCACCGCCGGCGGCUCCUCUCGUCGGCGCUCUCUAUGGCCGUUGCCCGUGGCAGGGCUUCUGUUUACUUCCGGCAGGCCGGAGCGGCUGCAUGGGGCGCGGGGCCGAGCGCUGGCUGCGCGUUGCUAUGGCUGAACCCGCGGAGGAGGAAGAGCUGCCGGUGCCCGAAUCAGGGGCUGUUUUUACUUUUGGAAAAAGCAACUUUGCAGAAAACAUUCCUAGCAAGUUCUGGUUCAAAAAUGACAAGCCGGUCCAUAUAUCAUGUGGAGAUGAACACACUGCUGUUGUUACAGGGAAUGGUAAACUUUACAUGUUCGGCAGUAACGACUGGGGCCAGUUAGGACUAGGGUCAAAGAAUACUGUCCACAAACCAACAUGUGUUAAAGCUUUAAAACCAGAAAAAACAAAACUUGCUGUUUGUGGAAGAAACCACACUUUAGUUUACACAGAAAAUGGGAAUGUGUAUGCUGCUGGAGGUAACGGUGAAGGUCAAUUGGGAUUAGGUGACACAGAGGAAAGGACCACAUUUCAUUUAAUUAGUUUUUUUACCAACCAGCACAAGAUCAAACAGCUAGCUGCUGGAUCAUACACCUCAGCAGCAGUAACUGAGGAUGGGCAGCUUUUUGUGUGGGGUGAUAAUUCAGAAGGUCAGAUUGGCUUGGCUGACAAAACCUACGUCAGUGUCCCUUGUCAAGUAGAUAUUGGAAAACCCGUUUCCUCUAUAUCCUGUGGAUAUUAUCAUUCUGCCUUCAUAACAGGAGAUGGUGAACUCUAUACUUUUGGGGAACCUGAGAAUGGAAAGCUGGGGUUAUUGCCUGAGCAGUUAAAGAACAGUAGAGUCCCACAGCAAGUACUGGGAAUUAUGGAAAAAGUUAAUAAGGUUGCUUGUGGUGGAGAACACACAGUGGUGCUUACAGAAACAGGUGUGUAUACAUUUGGACUUGGACAGUAUGGGCAGCUGGGACAUGGCACUUUACUUUUUAAAACUUCUGUACCAAAGUCUGUAAAACACUUAAGGAAAUGUAAAAUACAUAACAUUACCUGUGGGGAGAGUCAUACUGCUGUAAUAGCAGAAAAUGGCCUCAUGUUUACUUUUGGAGAUGGGCGACAUGGAAAGUUAGGCCUUGGAGAAGAGAACUUUGCAAAUCAGUUUGAUCCUGCUCUGUGUUCUAAUUUUUUGAGUUUCACGGUCCUUUUGGUUGCUUGUGGUGGUUGUCACAUGCUGGUUUUUGCUACUCCAAGACCAAAAGAAUCUGAAGAAAUACUCCUAGAAGAUUUAUAUGAGAGCCGUUUGAUUUCUACCGUCUCUAAAAUGAGUGGAGAUUCACUAGUAACAAACACAUUACAAUUAACAUCAGCACGAAUACGACGUCGAGAGAGGGAACGGUCACCAGAACAGUUUAUUCAGAUGGCACGAACUCUGCCUCCACUGGGAGAACGCUUCUUACAAUCUUCACCGCUUGUGACUAGCAACACCAGUCCAAUAUGUUUUUCUACAAUAAAUGUUCCUAAUUCUGAGCCUGUGAAAGAGAGACAUCAUGAAAAAGAAAAGAAGCAUCAAAAAGAUGAACCUGAUGAAGGCUCUCCAGAAGAUUCAGAUGCUGAAAAUAAUGACAGAAACCUUGGAGAUACAGCUGACAUCCUAAAUAUGACGCAUGUGAUGAGAUUGAACUCCAGUGACCAGUCCUUAAAAUUAUCACCAAUUCAAAAACAAAAGGAACAGAACUUGUCUGGAGAUGAAGAAACAGAUGAUGAUGAUGAAGAUGAAGUAGCAGCAGCAGCAGUAGAAGAUGUGGAAGAAGAGGCGGUCGAAGAAGAAGAAGAGACAGUCAAAGAGGAAAUGGAGGAAAAACAUGAGGAAGAGAAAUGCCAUAGUAAAACACCUGAGGGAGAAAAAGAUGAUAAUAGCACAGUGGAAACUGUAGAGACAGAAGAGACUACUCAGAAAGAGACCAUCAUUCAUCAGGAGAAAGAAAUUACUGACAAUCACACUGUGAAUGAUUCUUCAGAGAACACUGAGGACCAAAUAGCUGAAGGAACAGUUGGGAGAAAAAAGUUUUCCCUGUUUAAACGAAAACCACUGACAGGCCAGAAGAAUGUAUGUAACAGAAAGGAAGAUGUUUCUGGAAAGCCACUCCAGAGUGAACAAGAAAAAGAAAGAGAAGAUUUAGCUGGUGAAGACAGCAAAGAUGAGAACCAGAAUCAUACAUUGGAGAAUUCUAAGGAAACUGUGACUGACCAGGAUGGAAGGAUAAAAUCUUCUACUUGUGUAUUACUCUAACACUGUGACAAUAUGUAAGAAUGUGACAGUCUUAAAGCACAUAGUGCAGUUUAUACUUGAAAA